AUGUCACUUCCAGAGCGUACUCUUUGUGGAAAAGUAUUUUACAAAGACCAGGACAAAAUCUACUGCGAAGAGGACUACUUGUAUUGUGGAUUUCAGCAAACGGCCGAAAAGUGCCAUAACUGUGGGCAUCUUAUCUACGAGACCGUAAGUUCACUAACGACAGGUAUGAAGUAUACAGUGAUACACUCACUGGCUUUAACCCAGACCAAUAUUUUUAUACAAGGUACAACUUAUUUUUAG
This is a messenger RNA of Dicrocoelium dendriticum, 240 nucleotides long. The record is from the annotation of a GenBank genome assembly. NCBI's taxonomy places the organism in Eukaryota, Metazoa, Platyhelminthes, Trematoda, Plagiorchiida, Dicrocoeliidae.